UUUAAGAUGGUUGAAGGAUAAUUUGUUUAUAAAGUUUCUAGUAAAUAUCCAUAAUUUAGUAAAUGAAUAUAAUUUUUAAAUAACGAGGAGAACAAACUUGAUGUUUUCAAUAUUUGAUGUAUAAAAAUGCACUAUUUAAAUUCUAUUUAUCAGCUAGUAAUACUGUAAAUAUUUAUAGUUCAUAUACGAAAAAGACAAUGGCUCCAAAAAAACAGUUAACAGGUAAAAUACUUUGUGAGAGAAGAGAAUUAGAUCUACGAAUAACUUUAAAAAGUGGCCAAAGCUUUAGAUGGACUGAAAUUGAAAACGAAAAAAAAUAUCGAGGAGUUUUUGCUGGAGAAGUCUGGACUCUACAUCAAGAUGAUCAGUUUAUAUAUUUUACUGCUCACAGUUCAAAAUUGAAGAACAUAGCUACUUGCAAAAAUGAACUUAUAAAGUACUUCAAUCUCCAACUAUCUUUGAAGGAAAAUCUCGAAAAUUGGUCAAACUGUGAUAGUAAUUUUAAAAAAUUUACUAAUAUUGUAAAUGGAGUAAGAAUUUUAAAUCAAGAUGUUGUAGAAAAUACAUUCUCAUUCAUUUGCAGUGCAAAUAACAAUAUAUCUAGGAUCACAAGUAUGGUAGAAAAGAUGUGUCGCCACUUUGGUGAAAAAAUUUGUUUAGUAGAUGAUCAAUGGUACUACGACUUUCCUAAUAUUGAGAGUCUUGCUGUUGAUAAAGUUCGAGAUAUUUUAACGACAGAAGGUUUUGGCUAUCGUGCGCCUUACAUCCAUAAUACUGCAAAAAAACUGAUCGAAUUAGGUGGAAGAAAAUGGUUGGAAAGUCUUCAUAAAGAUCAAGGAUCAGAAUACGAAAAAGCAAAACAAGCGAUUCAAAUUUUACCUGGUGUUGGACCCAAAGUUUCUGAUUGCAUCUGUUUAAUGUCUUUGGGGCAUCUAGAAGCUAUUCCUGUUGAUACACAUAUUUAUCAAGUAGCACGAGAGACUUAUUUACCGGAUUUAAAAAAAGUUUCUUCAGUUACUCCAGCCAUUUAUCAACUUGUAAAUAAUCAUCUCAGAACUACUUGGGGACCUCUAGCAGGCUGGGCUCAAACAGUUGUAUUUUGUACAAGAAUAAAUGGCAAUGCAAGACGGAAAAAAGGAAGUAGUGCAGAAGAAAAGCCGAAGAAAAAAAUUAAAAAGUGAUAAUUAUUGACAUUUUUUAAAAACUGUUUAAAUACAAUAUUCCAAAAUAGUGUACUGCACCAUGUGAAUUAAUUUUUAUGAAAAAUGUUUUAACAGGUCGUUAACUGAAGUCUGAAAAUAUUGUUCAAUUAUUGAAAAUAUAAUGUUUAAAAUGUUUCUACUUUACAAUA
Chelonus insularis is the source of this 1351-nucleotide messenger RNA. It is a transcript of the gene Ogg1, whose product is annotated as 8-oxoguanine DNA glycosylase. Gene Ontology annotation, biological process: nucleotide-excision repair; base-excision repair; base-excision repair, AP site formation. The record is from RefSeq and is a predicted model, not a curated record. NCBI's taxonomy places the organism in Eukaryota, Metazoa, Arthropoda, Insecta, Hymenoptera, Braconidae. The coding region runs from base 117 to 1181 and encodes 354 amino acids. Gene Ontology annotation, cellular component: nucleus. The transcript has 2 exons. Gene Ontology annotation, molecular function: damaged DNA binding; 8-oxo-7,8-dihydroguanine DNA N-glycosylase activity.